AAGAGAAUAAACAAACUUCAAGUUGAUAGGUUAGUUCAACUUCAACAUUAAACCCUGUGAAAACGAAUUAUUUAAGGUCAAAACAAGUGAAAUGAAUGAAUAAGCAUUAGAUAGGUAUUAUCAAUAAUUAAUUUGCAAUGUUCUCUGCCCAUGAACUUCGGGGAUCAAAGUUCGUCUAAUCGCUAAUCCUGUCAAAUGAGCUCAUCAUGUUAACAUCUCGCGUGGGAAUAAAUUUAAUUUGUAAAAGAGCUGUGAGUAAAUUUUAUUCGCCUGAAAAUGUGCUUUCUCAAGACAACAAGGAGAAAACAUCCUCUAAGUUCAGUACUAUGCAACCCAUAAGACUUUCCCAUUUUCCACCAAAAAAAGCUGCUGUGUUGGUGCCACUUUGUAUCAUGGAUGGAAAGAUGGCGUUGUUGUACACAUUAAGGACAUCGAAAUUGAAAAACCAUAGAGGAGAGGUGAGUUUUCCUGGAGGAAUGCUGGAUGACUCGGACAAAGAUGUUACCCAUACAGCAUUGAGGGAAACCCAGGAAGAGCUUGGAAUGGAUCCUCAAUGUGUGGAUAUUUGGAGUUCUGGGCGACAACUUGUAGCCAGAGGUAAAACAACAGUUACCCCAGUUCUUGGAUACAUCAAGAAAAACUUCAAAAUCAAAGAUUUGAAACUUAGCAGAGAUGAAGUUGAUGAAGCAUUCUUCGUGAAUUUGGAAGAUCUGUGUAAUCCGAAAUUGCAUGGACAUACACAGUUCAGGCAAGGUGAUAUGACUUUCGAUAUGCCAGUCUUUCUCGCUGGAAAAUACCGCAUUUGGGGACUCACAGCAGUGAUCACCUAUAUAACACUGCAUUCGCUACUACCAAGUAGAGCAUAUAAUCAUCAAAUACGACAAUUACAACCUAUAAACAUUAUACCCUGAAAAUAAAAACAAAUUUCGAUUGA
Coccinella septempunctata (seven-spotted ladybird) is the source of this 934-nucleotide messenger RNA. Its product is annotated as nucleoside diphosphate-linked moiety X motif 8. The coding region runs from base 207 to 911 and encodes 234 amino acids. The transcript is spliced from 2 exons. NCBI's taxonomy places the organism in Eukaryota, Metazoa, Arthropoda, Insecta, Coleoptera, Coccinellidae. The record is from RefSeq and is a predicted model, not a curated record. Gene Ontology annotation, molecular function: coenzyme A diphosphatase activity.